Messenger RNA from Cottoperca gobio, 1817 nucleotides. RefSeq names its product aminoacyl tRNA synthase complex-interacting multifunctional protein 1-like. The record is from RefSeq and is a predicted model, not a curated record. Lineage: Eukaryota; Metazoa; Chordata; Actinopteri; Perciformes; Bovichtidae. The transcript is spliced from 4 exons. Gene Ontology annotation, molecular function: tRNA binding. Bases 113 to 1000 code for a protein of 295 amino acids.
UUUUUUCUAUCCUGUGGAGGGCAGUAAUAUACCCAGUAGCCUUCAAACAUUGAGAACAUAGAAGAAGAAGAAAAGGGGAAAAGAGCAGGACGAGGUGAGAAAUCAAUGAAGGAUGCAGUCUCCUGACGUUUGCGCCAGGAUGGGUCGCAGCGAGGAGCUCAGUGACUUCCAGCGCGGGACAGUCGUCGGGUGUCACAUGUGCAAGAAGUCCGUGCGCGAGAUAUCUGCUCUGCUUAACCUGCCGCGCUCCACCGUGAGCGCUGUCAUCUUGAAGUGGAAACGUGGAGGAAUAACGACGGCUCUGCCCCGGAGCGGCCGACCGCACAAGCUCAAAGAGGAGGACCGUCAAGUGCUGGAGAAAGUAGCGCUGGAGAACUGCUCGCCCUCGGUGGAAGCUCUCACCGCCGAGUUUCAGAGCGCCUCCGGGGCCAAAGUGAGCGCGAGGACUGUCCGCCGGGAGCUGCACGAGAUGGGCUUCCGUGGCCGAGUGUCCACGUACAACAAGCCUAAAGGAGGGGGAAAAGCGGAGCAGAAGCCGGCAGCUCCAAGCCAAGAAGAAGCCAGGGUGGACGCGUCUCGUCUGGACCUGCGUGUCGGACGUAUAAUCACAACGCUGCAGCUUCCAGAGACUGACGGUCUGUAUGUGGAGCAGGUCGAUGUUGGAGAGGCGUCUCCCAGGACGGUGGUCAGCGAGCUAGCUAAGCACAUACCUCUGGACCAGAUGCAGAACCGCAUGGCAGUGCUGCUGUGUAACCUGAAGCCAGCCAAGACGAGAGGAGUGAUGUCCCAGGCUACGCUCAUGUGUGUCAGAUCAUCGGACAGGGUCGAAAUUCUUGAACCUCCAAGUGGAUCAGAACCGGGGGACAGAGUUACUUUGCAGGGCUUCCCAGGUGAACCGGACAAAGAGCUGAACCCCAAACAGAAGGUGUGGGAGCAGAUCCAAGCCCGACCUCCGCACGGACGGCCAGUGUGUCGCAACCUACAAGGGAGCUGCCUUUGAAGUCGCCGGUAAAGGAGUGUGCAAAGUCCAAACCCUGAGCGACAGUGACAUUAAAUAAACCGAUAGAGCUGCUCGAAAAAGCUCAGUGCAGCCAGACAAGAUCCAAAAUGUUGGGAGGAGCCUUCUAAGAAGAGUGGAGGCCGUUGCAGCAGCGUAUUAACGCCCUCGGUUUCGGAACGACACGUCCAACAAUCACAUGGGUGUUAAGUUUGAGCGUUCACAUACUAUUGUCCUGUAAGAAAGGAAAGUGAAGAGUACGUUGCCCUCUGUUGGACGGACAUGAACGUCACUGUUACUUUUAUUUUUUUAAUGGAUAUCUGAAGUUCUGCAUUUGGCCAAAGGAGGGCACUUCAGUCCCCGUGAUGAUGUACAGUAUGCGUGUGGUGAGACGCUGCACAGUCAUACCAGCGUGGUGAAAAGAAUGGAAACUCUUACAAAGAAUCCCUUUUCGCUGGGGAAUGUUUGAUCAAAUGUAAAUGUUGUCCCGUUGACCUCAGUGGUCAGUUCCACUGAACAGUGGAUGAAAUGCAAGAAGACACAGUGCAUUUUUCUUAUCUCAGUAUUUUUAGUCUUUGGGCAUGUACUGUACUUUUUAUUUCAUUAUAAUUUAUAGACGAAAAGUAGUCUGAUGUACCCAAAGACUAAAUAUAGUAUGCUAAGAAAAUGUCUGUAUGUCAGAGGCUACAAGGUAAACAGUCAAGUAUUUAGUAUUUAUAGAUAAAUAUACAUAAAUAAAGUUUAAUAACAAAGAUAUAUAUACAUAUAUACUGUAUAAAAAUAUAUUUCUUAUGAAAGGUAUUUAAUAGUUUUUCCUCAU